Bombyx mandarina (wild silkworm) is the source of this 833-nucleotide messenger RNA. It is a transcript of the gene Syngr, whose product is annotated as synaptogyrin. NCBI's taxonomy places the organism in Eukaryota, Metazoa, Arthropoda, Insecta, Lepidoptera, Bombycidae. The record is from RefSeq and is a predicted model, not a curated record. Gene Ontology annotation, cellular component: neuromuscular junction; synaptic vesicle membrane.
UUCAGCUGCGCGAUCGAUAACACGAAUUUGGAGUAAGCGGAGGUCAAGUUAUAUUGGGUCAUUGAUGCACGGCUAACUGCACUAGUAUCACAAUCAAGUUAUCUAAUUGCGGUGUGCUAAAAUGGAUACUUCCGGUGCGUAUGGUGGUGGAAAAGCUGGAGGCGCGUUUGACCCUCAGGCUUUUAUUCAAAGGCCUCAUGUGAUCGUCAGGGCGGUAUGUUGGCUGUUCAGCGUGAUUGUAAUGGGCUGCAUAUCAUCCAAGGGCUGGCGUACUGACUCUGAUGGGAAGGACCAUUGCGUGUACAAUGAUGACACAAAUGCAUGUAACUAUGGUGUCGGGAUAUCUGUCAUUGCAUUCAUUGCCUCCGUGGCUUUUAUUGUCGGGGAAUAUCUCUUUGAGCAAAUGUCCUCUGUCAAGACUAGGAAGCAUUAUGUGUUGGCUGACUUAGGUUUUUCUGCAUUCUGGGCCUUCUUGUAUUUCGUUGGAUUCUGCUAUUUGUCCAAUGCUUGGGGCAAAACUGAGAAGCCACCGAUCGGAACGGCGAACAACAUGCAGGGCGCUAUUGCAUUCUGCUUCUUCUCCAUAUUUGCUUGGGUGGCCUGCGCUUUCUUCGCUUUCCAACGGUUCCGCAUGGGCGCUGAUGCGGCGUUCGCUCCGGCAUACGAAGUGGAGGGCGCGAUCGGAAGCCCUGGAGGCUUUCCCACCUACCCGGGGGCUCCAGACCCGCAGCCUACCUACACCGAACCUCCCUUCUCACAGACAGCUGGAAACACAGGAAACAUGGACUACACAGCCCCUACGUAUUAAUCGACGCGUUCGCGCAUUUCAAAAU